Messenger RNA from Halichondria panicea, 2409 nucleotides. RefSeq names its product Iroquois homeobox protein 6a-like. Gene Ontology annotation, molecular function: RNA polymerase II cis-regulatory region sequence-specific DNA binding; DNA-binding transcription factor activity, RNA polymerase II-specific. Gene Ontology annotation, biological process: cell development; regulation of transcription by RNA polymerase II. Gene Ontology annotation, cellular component: nucleus. The coding region runs from base 1025 to 2083 and encodes 352 amino acids. The transcript has 6 exons. The record is from RefSeq and is a predicted model, not a curated record. NCBI's taxonomy places the organism in Eukaryota, Metazoa, Porifera, Demospongiae, Suberitida, Halichondriidae.
GCUAAGUAGAUAACUUAAAGUUGCUAUAGCUAGCUAACUAUAUAGUAUAAUAGCUAGAUAAUCUAUAGCUAGGUUUAAUACUUGAGAGCAUACACGGAGCUACAUUAUAGUAACUUUUACCGCAAGUCAGAAGAGAAAAACGAAACAAAGUGUGCGAAUCUUUGCUUUUGUUUCACCACACACCCAGAUACAAUGAAUAUCAGCCUGUAUUUUUCACCAUCCUUCUAUUAAAUCGGCCUGGGAUCAAAGCUACAUUACCACUUGAAUGUAUGUUUGGGCAAAGACAAAAAAAAACCAUUGAACUGACCGGGUUGACUUGCUUAAACUCGUCGAUAAAGUCUUUACCAGAAGAGCAGAGAGUCUGCUUCUGUGGACUGUCAGAUAGCACUUUAAGGCCUGUGAAUGUCAUGAGUGUGGCAGAGCAUCAGACUAAGUUGUCCAUGCAACAACUAGCUACACAGCACAAUCACAAAGUUAUUGCAGAGACCCAAUUUAUUGUUGGACUGUGAAUGGAGUUGAUCAUGUAUCUACUCAAGAGGAGGCCUGUGAAUUCAAAGGAGGCAUGAUACCUAAUUAAAGUUUGCUCUGCUCCCCAGCCUUGCUAUUAAAAUCUCUAGUCAUGAUAAUUUAUGAAUACAAAAUGAAUAUAGACUAGUCAGCAAAUACUCAAACAUCAUCACAGAGGCUUCCUCAUGCUGUACAUGUGUGACGAGAGGCUCAUAAACACACAUCAGUAACUACUAACUACUAACCUUGAGGACCAAAAGCUGAUUCUAACAGUUCAAGAGUUAGCAAGUAUCCAUGUGCCAUGCUGUUGGUUCACGCCCACUAUUAAAAUCUAAGUCCACAAGACUACACGUGGACUACAUACAGCGCAUGCGCCUUAUCCACAAGUCGUCACAAUGUAACUGUUAUAAAACCAGCACCCUGAAUUGAUUCGUUCCAUCAACAGGUUAAAGUCUAGUUUGCACAGACUAGCAGCUUUGUGCGAAAAAACGCUCCUGAUAUUUACAUUACUGUCAGCAUGUAUCCAUUCUCUGGAUCUGGCCACCAUGGACAGCCACCCUACUCACGACUCCAACCCAAUGUGUGCAGCAGUCAAACACCUGGCAUGUCCGGGCUCUCUGCCCUCGUCUCUCCUUUAUCGAGUUUUGCAUCGAGUUUUGCACCCUGUCCGCAGUCACAAGUACUAUCCCAUCAACCAGUCUACCUUUCUCAUUCGCCACUAACAAUGGGAAUGUCUGACUCGGAGCUUGGGUCCCCUACUAACCCCAUUAGUCCUCAAGAAUCGCUACUAGAUGGAGUGAACAACGAUAGGGACAGAGGCGAAUCGAAUUCUCCUACUUUUGUUGAUUUUUCUGGCUACUCGUCACCGCCACCACCACUACCAAGAAGCAAGCCACACUGCACAAUGCCUGCUUCAAGUUACUACACUCCGUCUUUCCCCUUCCCAGCCACCCCUAGCCUGUCAAGCAGCACAAUGAUGCCGCCCUAUGUACCGCCCCCUGUUCAUCCAACUACAGUCUAUAAUCACCAGUUUGGUGAUUUAAACUCGAUGCAGCUGUCAGCGAACGAACCACAUUUGGGACUGAGUCCUUACUCAACUCUGCCGUGUAUGGCCAAUCGAAUGCACCAUCAGAAAAGUAUCUCCAAGCUUUCGUACGACAGCCCACGGUUCAAACUCACACCUGAGAGAGCUGUUCCUCUGAUAAAAUGGUUUGACGAACACAAAGAUCAUCCCUAUCCCACAAGACAUGAAAAAAUUCUCCUCUGUCAAACAACUCAAUUGACAUUUACACAGGUGUCUACCUGGUUUGCAAAUGCCCGACGACGGAUGAAGAAAGCAACUCUAGAGGAUGAAGAAACGAGAAGCUCUUCACCGUGUUCUUCUCCAGAGUACAAGGAGGCGUCUUCACCAGCUAACAGUCCACAGGAGCUCACAAUAAAUACGGACACUGUCAGUGCUUCCUCCACUGUUCAUACAAUCAGCGUGGUGGAUCAUCAUGCUCAGAGUGUAAAGAAGAAGUAUGGAACAGACGAAACUUCACCUACAACGUAUUGGGAUACUACAGCUGUGUAUUAAAAUGUCGCUGUUGGAACAAGAUUGAUACCUAUAAGAUUUUUGGCUAACAUAGUUGGUGGUUGAGGCAUUCGAUGUUUAUGCUAACCAUAGCGUAGUACCUUAUAGCCUCGAUCUCUGUUCUUUGUUGCUAGGCGCAAUUUGUGACGUUUAUUAUUUAGUGUGAUUUGUAAACACAUCAUCGUGCACCCUGUAUAUACCUAUCAGCAUCUUUUUCUAUUAUAUAAAUUUAUACCUUUUUCUACCGCCAUAUAUAGUACUGAUAAUUUCUACUCUAGAUCUAGCUUGAACCACUGCAUGGUUGUAUUAAUUUAUCAGAAAACACCUAG